CCUUCAUCAAUCCAGAGACGAAAAAAAUGGCGCUAUUCUUGACUGUGGUUGCCGAUUACUCUCGUAUUUUGCUGAGAAUUAAAAAAAAAAAAAAUCCCGUGGGUUUGUGACUGAAAAGUUGAUAUCGCUGUUCUCCCAGAUAAUUCCCUGUCUAUGCACGUGCUUGUCAUAAUUUUAUAACCACAACUUGAGGGAAUAAUAGACCCGUAACACGUUCAUUUCCUGUUUCGGCGAUAGUCUGAGUAGGAAUUAUGAAGGUGGAUUUCUCGGCCGUGAUGUCGCCUUGACAGUAGGACCCCAUCUUGGCUACCCGAUCCGCAUUCCAAAAUGUCUUCCCUGAAGAAGCUAACAGACAAGGGCGGUAACUCUGUAUACACUCACUGUAUUGACGGCCACUAUUUCCCGCCCUUCCCGCUCGAUGUCGAAUUUGCCACGCACUUGGAGAACAUUAAGAAAAUGAACAUAAGGGACGAUGACGUCAUCAUAGUGGGCUACGCUAAGUCAGGUACACACUGGAUGUGGGAGGUGGCGGGAAUGCUGGUGGCCGGAAGUACAGACUACAUCCGGCAGCUCAAGGAACACCAGUUCAUUGAGUCUAAGGAAGUGGCGGUGCUGGACGCUCUGACGUCACCCAGACUCCUCAACACACACAUGGCGUUCAGAUUCCUGCCGUCAGAGGUCGUGUCCAAGAGAACCAAGGUCAUCUACCUGUUGAGGAACCCCAAGGAUGUGGCAGUGUCCUUGUACCACCACGUCUGGGGAAUGAACAAGGAUAACUGGGUGUACAACGGGACUUGGGACGACUUCCUUGACGCCUAUCUUCAGGGAAACGUAUGGUGUGGGUCUUGGUUCGACAGUGUUUUAGACUGGGAGAAAACACGCCCUGCCCGCUCGGAAAUGCCCGUAUUUACUUUGCACUAUGAAGACAUGAAAAAGGAUCCCUUAUCAAAUGUACAACGUCUGUCGGAGUUCCUUGAGGCACCGGCAAGUUCCGAGUUCUGCCAACGAGUGGUGGAAGCAUGUAGUUUUAAGAAACUCAAGCAGGCCAAGGAUAAUAUGGAAGAAAACUUUCUGCGAGACAUAUGGAAACCCGGCUGCGAGGGCUUCUACAGGAAAGGGGAAGUUGGGGACUGGAAGAACUGGUUCACUGUGGCCCAGAACGAGAGAUUUGAUGCUGUGUAUGGAGAGAAGAUGAAACAUUCCAAAUUGAAAAUGCAGUUUGAAUAAAGUUAACAGUUAAAACUGGGAUUACCUUCAAAA
Haliotis rufescens (red abalone) is the source of this 1260-nucleotide messenger RNA. Its product is annotated as sulfotransferase 1B1-like. Gene Ontology annotation, biological process: sulfation. The transcript is spliced from 7 exons. Gene Ontology annotation, molecular function: sulfotransferase activity. The record is from RefSeq and is a predicted model, not a curated record. NCBI's taxonomy places the organism in Eukaryota, Metazoa, Mollusca, Gastropoda, Lepetellida, Haliotidae. Bases 328 to 1227 code for a protein of 299 amino acids. Gene Ontology annotation, cellular component: cytoplasm.